AUGACUCGAUUUGAAUUUUCUCAAAGAACUAAAACUAAAUCAGUUUCAAAAACAUUAAACAUUUUAUUUAACUGUAUUUAUGUUUUGACCUGUAUGGACUUUGGCUUCAGUCUGGGAGUGUACAAGAGGAUGAAGGUGUUGGAAAACAUAAGCCUUGUACUAAGGGUCAUGGUUGCCAUCAUGUGCGCCGCGAUGGUGAUGAAGCAAGACAUCCUGGACUCGGCCUGGGCCGAUAUAACGCUCACCGAGAGCCUGCUAGUCAUUGUGAGCUUCAAACUGUCCAAGCCCAAGCUCAGCUACCGAGAAUUGCUAGAGAACUUGUCAAUCGUGGACGAAACCCAAGGCGCUCCUCCAGCAGGCUAUAAGGUUGAAAGAAAGCUGAUCACGUACAUAGCGGGUGUGACCGCGCUGAGACUCACCGUGCUCUGUUUGUAUUGCGUCGCACACACCGAACAAUAUUCUAUCGACAACUUCAUUGAGUUCCUGUACAAUGUUCCCUGCUACUGUCUCGACCUUUACUUGAUCGUGCACUUCAUCAUCUUCCACUCAAUUUACUGUCGACUCAGAACCCUGAGGAAGGCGUUGAGUAACAACUUCGACGUGUACCGAGCUCAUUUAAUUUACAAGACCCUGAUAGAUUGCACAGAGGAGAUCAAAAAAUGCUUGGACAUCCCGGUGAGUCGAUCUGAUCGACACAGGCACAGUCUUCAUAAGCCGAUGGGAACUUUCUUAAAGAGUUAUCGAACACCCCGCGUUAUGUUUCAGCUUGUGGUGAUCCUAAUCGCGACGAUCCUUGUCGUGAUGGUCAACGUUUUGGUGACUCUGAGGAUGCUGUUCAAAGGAGAGAGUAUAAUAUCUGCAUUCUUGCUGCGCUACAUCGAGGUGAUCCUGUCUCUGGCGCUUCUGUUUGUGCCGGUGCUGGUGGCGGACAUGAUGGCACUCGAGGCCCACAAAAUACAUAUCUUUCUUCACGGCAGAAUGCAAACAGCUAACGAUUUGGCGGCUGAGGAGCGGCGGGAGGUGCGGCAGUUCGCGCACUACGUGGGGACGCGGCCGUUCCGUCUCCGCGCCUGCCACGUCCUCGCGCUGGACUCCUCGCUGCCGAUCACCGUCGUCAGCGUCUGCGUCACCUACCUCAUAGUUAUCGUGCAAUUCACUCACCUCUACUGA
Bombyx mandarina (wild silkworm) is the source of this 1170-nucleotide messenger RNA. RefSeq lists its product as uncharacterized. Lineage: Eukaryota; Metazoa; Arthropoda; Insecta; Lepidoptera; Bombycidae. The record is from RefSeq and is a predicted model, not a curated record.